AUUAGGAAAGUCUCUGCUGUGUACUGAGUAAAUCUGAUGUGUAAAUAAUCGCAGUUAAAUGAGUUUAUAUGAAUAAAAUAAUAAAUGUAGGAGCAGGUUAGUAUCAGAGCCUGGAUCUGGUGCUGUUCUGGACAGAGAUGGACUUUAGGGUGAAGUUUCCUCUGCACUUGCUGGUGUGGGAGAAUGAUUACAGACAGCUGGAGAAACACAUUCCCACGAACAACGUCGAGGAGGUGGACCCGAGAGGUCGGACGGCGCUGCAUUUAGCCGUGUCUCUCGGUCACCUGGAGUCGGUGCGAGUGCUGCUCAGACACGGAGCCGCGGUCACUGCAGAGAACGCCAAGAACUGGACCGUGCUGCACGAAGCCGUCAGCACCGGAGAUCCUGAGAUGGUGCAGCUGGUUCUGCAGCGGCGUGAUUACCUCAAAGCCUCCACUGCGCUGGCAGGAGUUCCAGAGCUUCUGUGCAAGAUCAAAGAGUUUUCAGAUUUCUACAUGGAGAUGAAGUGGGAGUUCACCAGUUGGAUCCCGCUGGUGUCGCGCGUGUGCCCGAGCGACGUGUGUCGGAUCUGGAAGAGCGGUGCCAGCCUGCGUGUGGACGCCACGCUGCUCGGGUUCGAGAACAUGACGUGGAUCAGAGGGAGGCGGAGCUACAUCUUCAGAGGAGACGAGAACUGCGCUGAGCUGAUGGAGGUUAACCACGAUGAGCAGCUGGUGGACACCGAGCGCUUUGACAUCACGCGGGAGCUGGACGAGGUCACGCUCGACUCCAUGCAGCCCGACCAGCAGGAGGUGGCCAAGCGGCUGACCACGCCCGUCGUCAACACCUACCUCGACACCAAGGACAUCUCCUUCGAAAGGUGUAAAUCAGGAAUCUGGGGCUGGAGAACAGACAGAACAGAAGAGGUGAACGGAUUUGAAUCCAAGGUUUUCUCGGUCAACAACGUGAACGUGGUGAUUCGGACGAGGACGGAGCACCUUACUGAUGAGGAGAAAGCCAGGAUCAAAAGUGAGAGAAACGUUCUGGAGUCGUUUCUAGGAACGGUAGAGCAGCAGAUCAGCGCCCAAGGGGAUCUGACUCUGGAAUACGCCACAGCCACCAACCCAACCGCCAUCACACCGGAGGAAUAUUUCAACCCGGACUUUGACCUGAAGGACCGAGACAUUGGAAGACCCAUCGAGCUCACCAUCAGAACCCAGAGGUUCAAGGGCACACUGUGGAUGAGCGAGGAACACCCCCUCUCCUUGGUGGAACAGGUGACUCCCAUUAUCAACCUGAUGGCUCGUACCAGCACACACUUCGCCCGCCUCAAAGACUUCGUCACGCUCCGCUUCCCCCCAGGCUUCCCCGUCAAGAUCGGUAACGUCAAGUCCACGAUACGAUACAAAACACACACAGCAGUUACACUAUAUGACCACAAGUAUGUGGACACCUAUCCUUAAGCUUGUUGGACAUUUUAUUCUAAAACCAUGAGCAUUAAUAUGGAAUUAGUUUCUUAUUUGUGGCUAUAACAGCCUCCACUCUUUUGGGAAUUCUUUGCUUAAGAUGUGUGAAUGAACAAUCAGUGUUCCAAUUCAUCCCACUGGACUUCUUUCAAGUCAAAAUAUGGACCUGGCUUUGUGCAUAAAGGCACAGGCUUACUGGAAACCUGCUCUCUCAGGCUGUCGAGGCCAAGAAGAAGCUGAAAGAAGGACGUUCCAGAAAGAACGUGGACGUUUAUGGGCCCCUUCGUUUUGCAGUGUUUGGGUAUGGUGAUCCGCCAACUCUGAACUCAAACCCAUUUUACAGUUGUUUACUUGUUACACAACUUAUUACUAUUUUAAUUGGAACUAAUUUUUAAUGAUUUUAAUUUUGGGUUUAUUACAUUGAUACGAUUGAUUUAUUAUAAUAAAUGUGUGUUUUCAGUCUGGUCAUCACAGGACCGGUGAGCCAUUAUUUCUACCAGCUGUUGGAGGUGAUGUUUCCAGUGGCUGUAUCAUUCCCCAUGCUCAAACGA
This is a messenger RNA of Trichomycterus rosablanca, 1996 nucleotides long. Its product is annotated as ankyrin repeat domain-containing protein 13A-like. The transcript is spliced from 11 exons. The record is from RefSeq and is a predicted model, not a curated record. Gene Ontology annotation, cellular component: cytoplasm. Gene Ontology annotation, molecular function: protein binding. Lineage: Eukaryota; Metazoa; Chordata; Actinopteri; Siluriformes; Trichomycteridae. The coding region runs from base 138 to 1442 and encodes 434 amino acids.